Molecule: messenger RNA, 1071 nt
Organism: Colletotrichum gloeosporioides
Lineage: Eukaryota; Fungi; Ascomycota; Sordariomycetes; Glomerellales; Glomerellaceae
Exons: 9
Coding region: 1-1071 (356 amino acids)
Molecular function (GO): methyltransferase activity
Source: RefSeq, a predicted model, not a curated record
AUGGCGGACGCAAAAAACAGUCCCAAGGCGGCGUCUACAGGAGACAAAUCAAAGAGCGCCUCCCCGAAUAGGUCUAAGACUGCAUCACCAGCGGGUGGACUUUCUCCAGGUUCUACUCGUGAAGAGGUCCUCGCAGCUGCCAUUGAAGUCGACGAUGCGAUCCCAGAUAACGACUCUACUAUUGAAGAUAGAAUUUCUUCAUACACCGCCUCCCUGACUUCCAGUGUAGUCGACUACCCUACGGAGAACGGUAGACGUUACCAUGCUUUUCGAGCUGGAGCUUACUAUGGCCCCAAUGAUGAGCAAGAAAUGGAUCGGCUUGACUUCAAUCAUAUGCUCAUGACAAAAGCGAUUGGAAAUAAGCUCUUUCUGGCUCCGAUCGAUGCUGAAAAAGUUCAUAAUGUCCUCGACAUUGGGACAGGCACCGGCAUCUGGGCUAUUGAAGCAGCAGAAAUAUUCCCCAAUGCCAAGAUCACUGGGAACGAUCUGAGUGCCAUUCAACCCACUUGGGUUCCGCCUAAUGUCCAUUUUGAGGUCGAUGACGUUGAAAGUCCUUGGCUCGGCUUGAACGGAUUUGACUUCAUCUUCUGCAGGUACAUGCUUGGGGCCAUUGCAGACUGGCCAAAGCUGAUGGAACGGGUCUACGAGAACACCAAGGACGGUGGAUGGGUCGAGUUCCAGGAUUACGACCUGAGCUUCGUGUCCGACGACGGCAGCCUCACAGAUGAGCAUGAGACCAUGAAAUGGGUACAGGGAUUCAUUAAGGCUUGCGAAACAAUAGGCCGCAACGCAUGCCCCGGGCCUCAUCUGGAAGGAUGGGUCAAGGAUGCUGGGUUCAUCGACGUCGUGCAUCAGCGGUUCAAAUUGCCAAUUGGACCAUGGCCCAAGGACCCUCAUUACAAGGAACUUGGAAUUAUCAAUCUAAUCCAAUUGAUGGACGGCGCAGAGGCAUUCACUUUCAGGAUCUUCUGCGACGUCUUGGGAUGGACUCGUGAUGAGUGUAUCGUCAUGCUUGCCAAGGUCCGCAACGAGUUGAAGUCUAACACCUUCCACGCUCGCAUGGAGUUGUGA